UGAGGGUAGACAGUUGGUAAAGUCUAUACAGUGCAGCCAGGGCCCAAGGAGGUGAUCAGUGACGCAGAGACCUUAAGGGCUUACUGGGACUUGUAGUAGGACUAGACAGUUUGGUGCAGGCCACAUUGCUUGACAAUUUGACAGAGACUGACUGGACUUGACUGAUGAUGGACAAUGCUGCAGGUUUAGCUUAUUUGCACUCGACUGCGGCUGCAGGACUUGACUUGAGGCCUCCAAAACUCUGGACACACACACUAGACACCACUGACCUCAGCAAAGACUUUGUGCAAAAGAGAGAGAGAAGCUCCACCCAGGGCUUAUAUGGGGAGAAUAGUAGGGAGCCCAUAGGUCACUCUUGGGGUCAGCUGGUCACUGGUACCUCCUUGGUAACUGUCACAUGGUAUAACUCUUAAAGUGAUAACAUACACUGCUCAUAAAGAGAACACUAAAAUAACAUCCUAGAUCUGAAUGAAUGAACUAGGACUUGAAACGGGAGUGAAAUGUUCAGAUUUACUGGGCGGAGCAGAGGGUGAGGCGUCACCUAUAACGAUUGUUUGAAAGGGAUGAAGUUGGCAUAAUGAAAUCCCUCCUAGUGUAUAAAACCUAUGUGUUAUCGAUAGCUGUAGGCUGCUUCCUGGUGAGCACCAUGUAUCAUCAAAGCUUCAAAAAGUGCUCUAAUAGAGAGAAUGGAAUCAUAUUAAAAAUUGACACCAAGAAGGCUUCAGAAAUUAAAAUGCGGAUAAGCAGAAUCUUCAAUCAUAUAGACCAGAGGAUACCUAAAGUAACUUUAAUUGAUAAAGACAGUGCAACAAGUGCUACAAACAGCAAAGUGUUCAUUAAAACCCCCCAAAAUCGUUAUUGUGUCGGGGAUCAAUUAACUGUACAGGUUGAUGUGUAUGAUCAUUUGGGAAAGAGGAAAUCCUAUGGAGGAGACUAUCUCAGAGCAAGAAUUUCCAAUCCAGAUAUGAGAGCCGGAUCUUCAGGGAGAAUUGAAGAUCUUAAUAAUGGAACAUAUCAUAUUCAUUUCACUUUAUUUUGGGAAGGUAAAGUUGUGGUGACUGUAUUUCUUAUGCACCCAAGUGAAGUCGUCUCUGCUCUCUGGAAGUCAAGGAAUAGUUGGUAUGGCCAAGUAGAUUAUGUAGGAAAAUUCACAAGUAAAGAUAAAGAAAUAGUGACAAAGUGCGGAUUUGCUUUCGAUAAAAAGGAAGAACUUUGUGAAUAUGCUGACCACGAGGAUGACGAAUACUUUUAUUGUGUCAAACCAAAGAAUUUCAGCUGUGGUUCACUUACUGAGCUUAAAAGUACGAAAACUUAUGCUUCACAGCUGUCUAAACUGGAAAACAGUCUCUUUACAAGAUCAAAUGUCAGAGUGGAAAUUCCAGUAAAUAUAUCAGCAAUUGAUGUAGUUCUCUGCAAUGGUUUAAGUUCAGAGAAGAAAGAACACUGCAAAACUGGAAUGGGCUUAGAAUAUCCCAGUGGACAUGUCAUGGAGGAAAUAUGGUACCCGAAAGGAUGCACAAUGAAAACCUAUCACAGUAUGGAGGAACUGAACGCAUGUAUGAAGGGAAAGUUUAUUUACAUGUUUGGAGAUUCGACAACGCUUCAGUGGAUGAAAUAUUUUGAAAAAAAUUUAAAAACAUUGAAAUUACUCAACAUCUAUGAAUCCGGGUGGGCGCAGAAGCAUUUAGGGGUGGACAUUGCAAGGAAUAUCUAUGUUCAGUGGAAAAGACACGGAAGACCAUUUGUAACUUUAGAUUUUGCGUCUGUCAGAGAAGAACGUUCUAUUCCACGUGAAAUUGACAUUAUUGGAGGCAGCCCAUAUACUGUGAUCGCAUUCACCAUUGGAGUACAUUUUAGACUAUUUCCCGUCCAUCACUAUAUCAGAAGACUCCUCAACAUCCGUCGUGCUAUAGAACGUCUCCUCAUCAGAAGUCCACAAACCAAAGUUAUUAUUAAGACUGAGAAUACAAGUGAGAUGGUAAAUGAGUUUGAAGGAAUGAGUGAUUUCUAUGGAUAUAUUCACUACUUCAUAAUGGAAAUAAUCUUCAAAGAUCUCAAUGUUGGCUUUGUUAAUGGUUGGGACAUGACCACAGCAUUUAAUUUAAAUCAAAGACAUCCACCAGAACCUUAUAUAAGAAAUGAGGUAAACAUGCUGAUGACAUAUAUAUGUACAUGAGCUUUACCAUGGUUCCUUUUAUGUCUUUACAUUGAAAAAUAGUGGUUUCAGUGAAUGGCUCUUUAAGGCGGCCUUAAAGGGGUACUCCACUGGCCAGUGUUCCUGCUGCAUUUGGAACAUUUAGUUCUGAAUGCUGUGCGCGCAAUGCGGGGGUUGACCACACCCCCCUUGCGAUCACAGGCCACUUCCGUGAUGGCUGCCAUGCCCCUCCCAUAGACUUGCACUGAGGGGGCAUGGCCUGACAUCAUGAGGGGGCGUGGCCAACCCCCGCAUCGCACACACAGCAUUCGGAGAUAAAUGUUCCAAACACUGGCCAGUGGAGUACCCCUUUAAAGUUCACAGGCACCAAAAAAGUGAUUGGCUUUACAUAGAAAGUCACCAGGUGUAUAAGAACAACCAAACCUAUUGAGCAGUCAUCUCAACUAUUUGUAUUUUUGAGUUUACAAACACUAUUUUAAUCACUUUCACUUUAGGGCCAUUUACCAGGCAGUUGUAUCAUAUAGGCAAACAUUGUUAGCUGGAUAUACAGAUGUAGACAAAAUUGUUGGUACCCUUCCGUUAAAGAUACAAAAACCCACAAUGUUCCCUGAAAUAGCUUAGAGGGGUACUCCGGUGAAAAACUAUUUUUUUUUUUAAUCAACUGGUGCCAGAAAGGUAAACAGAUUUGUAAAUUACUUUUAUUU
Molecule: messenger RNA, 2859 nt
Organism: Hyla sarda
Lineage: Eukaryota; Metazoa; Chordata; Amphibia; Anura; Hylidae
Product: NXPE family member 4-like
Exons: 6
Coding region: 578-2176 (532 amino acids)
Source: RefSeq, a predicted model, not a curated record